Molecule: messenger RNA, 2399 nt
Organism: Xylaria bambusicola
Lineage: Eukaryota; Fungi; Ascomycota; Sordariomycetes; Xylariales; Xylariaceae
Exons: 4
Coding region: 491-2071 (526 amino acids)
Source: RefSeq, a predicted model, not a curated record
GAUAUUGUGAAUGGGCAACAGGGGACUCUUACCGUCUCAUGUAACGUCCCGACAAACGCUCGUCAUCUGCGUCACUGAUGGUGUCUUCUGUUUUAACUUAUUUGAGAGUCUCUUGGGUCUCUAGGAACGCAUCGGUUGCAUGCUAGAUAGAAGGCCAACGCCUCUCGGAAUGCUUUUAAUAUGCCAUACGUUAGUUUCGCUGUUAACCAGGGUGUUGCCAUGUUGUUGCACUACUAAUCUCUUUGGGAAGUACCGCCUGCACUACUCAUAGGAACGGAAUAGGUACAGAUUAGUGCUGUGAGAAUUUGUCGAGUCCCGCCAACUCGGUUAUACUUCUGACACAUCUUACUUACUGCCUUCUUAUUUUGUGAUUUUGGGUUUGAUUUCUUGUUGUGUUCUUACUUUCCUUUUAAAAUAAGAUAUUCCGUUCCUCUCGUUUCUUGACCAGGCGUUAUAUAAGCGUACUUGGUGGAAGAGUGAGGUCUUAACGAUGGGUCGACUGCGUCAGAUUGCGGCUGCUGUUGCGGCUCUCGUAGUCUUGGUAGCCGUGUUCUUGGCUCGAACAUCACAGUCGACCGAGGACGAAUUUAUCCCUACCCCUACGAUCCCGGGUAGGAAUGGAACCGUCCUAUUUAUCAUCAAUACCGAGUAUGGUCUCAGCAACGUACACCUGGCAACAACCAGCGCACUGCUGGAGAAGCAUCCAGGCAUCGAGGUUCAUGUUGCUUCUUUCCCUCAAUCAGCCUCAAAAGUAGCAAAGCUCUCCGCCUUGGCUCAGAAGAGAUACAAGGUCGAUAGGGGUGUUCAGUUCCAUGAGCUUCCUGGUCGAUAUUAUGCGCAGGCGCUCUCAAAUCAGAUGGGCGGUGUUGGUGGGAAGUCUGUUCAACACCUUCUUCACCCCCCUGGAAUAAAGGGCAUCGAGGAAAUCAUGCGCGUUAUUCGUCCUGCCAUAUCACCGUGGGAUGGAACCGAUCACAUCGAAAUCUAUGAAAAAGUCAGAGAGCUUAUUGGGACUAUCGACCCAGCCCUGGUGGUUUUGGACAUGGCUUUCCGACCGGCGAUAGAUGCUGCAAUCAGGAGUGAUCGCUUGUAUACUUAUCUCUCUCCUAAUGUUCUGGCGGACACCUUCUGGUUUGAGCAGCCUUUGCAAACCAUGAUUACAAAAAUCCCACGAAUUGGUUUAGACUCUCCCUCACCACUGCCGUGGCAGAAGAUCCCCGAGAACUUUUAUUUCACAUGGCGCUUCAUUUAUGGAGUUAUAGCCGCAGGGGAUUUCAACGGCACAAAGGCAAAGCUCGAGGCGCACGGGAUAAAGAAUUCACUCCAUAUUAAACGCCCUAGAGAUAGGCCUUGGAUGUCGCAAGACAUGCCCGGAGCCAGCAUUGCGCUUGACGUGAUGCCGCCCAAUGUCACCAGUGCUGGGCCUAUCGUCUUCGAAGCUGAGCCGGCAAUUGAACAUGAUCCUGAGCUAGUGGCAUGGUUAGCAAAGGCACCGACCGUGCUCGUGAAUCUCGGGAGUCUAUUUAUCUAUUCCGAACACCAUGCCACAACGAUGGCCUUGGCCUUGGAAGAAAUUCUCGCGAAGACUGACGUUCAGGUGCUAUGGAAGAUGUCAUACGCUGAAGACGUACCGGAUGACUAUACGUUACCGGCUCAGAACAUAAUAAAGCAGGGCCGACUUAGGGUCACCAACUGGCUUACCGUUACCCCGGCGUCGUUAUUGGAUACGGGCCACAUUGUGGCCUCCGUCCACCACGGAGGGGCCAACUGUUAUCACGAAGCCAUUGCGGCUGGUGUUCCUCAAGUUGUUCUCCCUGCGUGGCUGGAUUGUUACAACUACGCACAAUUAGCUGAGGACAUUGGUGUCGGUGUCUAUGCAAACCGACACUCAGCACCUUACUGGACCGUUGACGGCUUACGUGAUAGUUUCCUUAGAGUACUGGAUGGAAAAGAGGAAGGUCGUCAAAUGAAAGAGAAGGCGGAACGUUUGGGCGAGACCGCAAGAAAAGACCCGGGACGAUACGUGGUUGCGAGGGAGAUUGCUCGACUUGCGGCAUCAGGGCAUGCGUAGACGUGUCAGGCAGGCAUUGGUAACGGAUUAUAGACGGCUGGGCAAUAUAUUUUUUUUCUGAAUAAGCAGUUCCAUCUGCAAUCUCCGCCCCGCUGUCAUGGGGCAAUUUGCAUUGGGAGGCUAGAGAUAGAUUGCUGGGAGUGGCAUUGAGUAAAUACCCUAACUUAAAUUGUCAAAACCACCUAAUAAUUAUAGAUACUUCAUCACCGUAUUUUUAAGGUGUACUUUUACUAGUAUAUAGACUGAACUUUCUAUAUCGACUACAUGUUCUGCGCCCCAGACUACUAGGUACAUAUGUCUUAGUUUACCAAGACCGGAUACCCAUCCG